GCCUGUUACAACACAGAUGGACGCCCCGUUCUUCGCAGCAGCAGUGAUCCAGUCUGCGCUCCAGUCGCCCGUGAUUGCGAUCGAGCUGGCAAUCCUCGCCACUCUGUGCUGGCUCAUUGCAGUCGCAUGGCGCAGACACGCACAGACCAUUGCGACCAUCUACCACUCGUACUCGACCUCCAUGAAUGCUGCUGCUGCGAAUGCUAAUCCAAGUGCUGCUGCUGCAGCUGGGAACAACACUGCGCUUGGUCAAUCGGACUCUGCAGAGACGGCUGCCUUGUUGCGCGAGGAUUCAUUGCCAUCACGGCCAGCCGCCAAGUCCUCGUCAAUCGUAUCGUCAAAUUCUGCUCCCGCUAACGCGCCGCCAAGAACGCCGGUUGCAACCAAGACAGGCAGCCAACAUCAUCAUCAUGCUGGUGCACAUCCAUAUCCCGGGUCGAUUGACCCCAGUGAUGCAUUCUUUAUUCUGACGCCUCACACAAAACGGAUUGAGGACAUGGUAAAGAAGGAGCGCUAAGCAGCUGCUUGUCUUGGGCCGCAAAAAAGUCGCGCGAAGCAGGCUCGUUAUCCAGUUCAAUAGAGGGAGAGCCAAGGGGAGCCAAGGAGAGGAGGCUGCCUCGACGCAAGUGCCAGAUCAAAAAGUUUCAAGCACACUCGUUCGCUUUUUGCGACCGAGCUUUCCGACCACCACCGCGUGCUGUAUCGAUGAUUGCCAAGCAAGUUAGCUGAAACACGUUCUGUCGUUCAGCGCCGAGUCUGCACCAACCGCCCCCCCAAAUCGACCCUCUGGAUGUUGCAAACUCUCGCUCCAUCCAUCUCCCAACCCUGCUUCCCUCGCCACUCGCCGCGCCAAUGUCAAAGUGCUUUCUACUACAGUAUUGAUUGAUUUUCGUGCGACAUUUUGUUUACGCUCAAUCCACCUCUAUCCACUCC
Messenger RNA from Capsaspora owczarzaki ATCC 30864, 933 nucleotides. RefSeq lists its product as hypothetical. The transcript has 2 exons. Lineage: Eukaryota; Filasterea; Ministeriida; Capsasporidae. The coding region runs from base 17 to 517 and encodes 166 amino acids. The record is from RefSeq and is a predicted model, not a curated record.